Acanthosepion pharaonis is the source of this 1956-nucleotide messenger RNA. Lineage: Eukaryota; Metazoa; Mollusca; Cephalopoda; Sepiida; Sepiidae. The record is from the annotation of a GenBank genome assembly.
AUGUUUUACGAGAGACAGGCAGUCGAGGGUCACGUUUAUACUGCCUACCGCCGCCGAGAUUUACCCACGCCAGGCGUAGACGCGUUAGCGGUCCCUACGAGAGUACGGGAAAAUUAUAGUGUGUCUGCAUCCAUACACCUGACACUUAUACCUAUCUCCACACCAUCUAUCUGUCUAUCUAUCUAUCUAUCUAUUUAUCUAUCUAUCUAUCUAUGGGUCACUCGCUCGUUUUGUAUUUGUUUUUCUUUCUUUCUCCUGUCCGACAAGGUUGCAGACAUUUUUGCGACAAUGGAUUUGCCUUCUUUCUUUCUUUCUUUCUUUCUUUCUUUCUUUAUCACCUCCAUCACAAUUUUAUACUUUCUUUUACUCAUUCAAACUAUUCUUCUUUCUUUCUUUCUUUCAUUUUUUCUUUCUUUCUUUCUUUCUUUCUUUCUUUCUUUCUUUCUUUCUUUCUUGCUUUCUUGCUUUCUCACUCUGUCCGGCUUACGCCCUCGCUUUCAUUGUUAUAUAACUUUCCCUUACUUCUCUAUUUUUUUUCUUUUCGGUCUAUGUUUUCUCUUAUUUUUCGCCUUUUCUCUUUCUUUUCUUUCCUUACUUGCUCUCUUUCUUCUUUAUUACAUUCCUCUCUCUGUUUCGCCUAACUUUUUCUCUCUUUCUUUUGAGCUGCCUUUUCUUUCUUUCUUUCUUUCUUUCUUCUUCCUUUUCUUUCUCUGUCUUUUCUCUCUGUUUCUCACUAUUUCGCCCCAUCUGCCUCUCUCUUUCUCUCUUUAUUUUUUCACUUUCUGUUUCUGGCUACGAAAAUUAUCUUAUUUUCAUUCAACGACGUCUUCUUUUCUUUUUUCACAACUUUUGCUUUUCUUUUUUCCUUAUAGGUCUCUCAUUAAUCUCUCUCUCUCUCUCUCACUCUCUCUCUCUGUUUCAUCUAUCUAUAUAAUUCUGUUCAGAUCUAUCUAUCUAUCUAUCUAUCUAUCUAUCUUGAUCAGAUAUAUCUAUCUUAAUCUAUUCAGAUCUAUGUAUCAAUCAAUUUCUUUACCUAACUCUUCUAAUUCUGUUCACAUCAAUCUCUCAAUAAAUCGAUCUCAUUUUGUUACGAUCUAUCUAUCUAUCUCUAUCUAUCUAUCUAUCUAUCUAUCUAUCUAUCUCACUCUGUUCCUAUCUAUUUAUCUAUCUAUCUAUCUAUCUAUCUAUCUAUCUAUCAUCUAUCUAUCUAUCCCACCUGUUCCCAUCUCAUCUAUCUAUCUAUCUAUCUAUCUAUCUAUCUAUCUAUCCCAUCUGUUCAUAUCUAUCUAUCUAUCUAUCUAUCUAUCUAUCCCACCCUGUUUCCUAUCUAUCUAUCUAUCUAUCCAUCUAUCUAUCUAUCUAUCUAUCCAUCUAUCUAUCUAUCCCACCUGUUCAUUUCUAUCUAUCUAUCUAUCUAUCCAUCUAUCUAUCUAUCUAUCCCACUCUGUUCAUCUAUCUAUCUCUAUCUAUCAUCUAUCCCUAUCUAUCUAUCCCACCCUGUUCCUAUCUAUCAUCUAUCUAUCUAUCUAUCCCAUCUAUCUAUCUAUCCCACUCUGUUCCUAUCAUCUAUCUAUCUAUCUCUAUCUAUCCCACUCUGUUCAUAUCUAUCUAUCUAUCUAUCUAUCUAUCUAUCUAUCUAUCUAUCUAUCUAUCUAUCCCAUCCCACUGUUCCCAUCUAUCUAUCUAUCUAUCUAUCUAUCUAUCUAUCUAUCUAUCUAUCCCAUCCUAUCUAUCUAUCUAUCUAUCUAUCUAUCUAUCUAUCCCACUCUGUUCCCAUCUAUCUAUCUAUCUAUCCCACCCUGUUCCUAUCUAUCUAUCUAUCUAUCUAUCUAUCUAUCUAUCUAUCUAUCUAUCCACUCUCUGUUCCUAUCUAUCUAUCUAUCUAUCCCACUCUGUUCCUAUCUAUCUAUCUAUCUAUCUAUUGUUAUCUUUUUCUUUUCUUUCCUAUGUCAGUAA